Microdochium trichocladiopsis is the source of this 1365-nucleotide messenger RNA. RefSeq lists its product as uncharacterized. Lineage: Eukaryota; Fungi; Ascomycota; Sordariomycetes; Xylariales; Microdochiaceae. The coding region runs from base 1 to 1365 and encodes 454 amino acids. The record is from RefSeq and is a predicted model, not a curated record. The transcript has 5 exons.
AUGGGCGCGGCCACUUCCAAGGACAUGGCGGCAGCCACACUCGUCCUGUUGCCAUUCAAUGUCAUAACCUUGGUAAUGCGAUUCUGGAUUCGGGUGCAGCGAUCUGCCUGGGGUGCCGAUGACUGGGCCAUGGUCGGAACCAUUCCCGUUUGGCUGAUCUCACAGGUAGGCCUCUUAGGCAUGGCCUGGAGCGGUAUUGGCCAACUCGACUCGACGCUGUCAGAAGAACAGGUGGUCAACUCUCUCUUCUGGUUCUACGUCUUCCAGGAGUUCUGGUGCUUCACCCUCGUCGCGCUCAAGUGGUGUAUCGGCUUCACCCUUCUGCGCAUCGCCAGCGACACGCGCUGGGUGAAAUACGUCAUCUACUCUUGCCUGGUGCUCGUGACCAUUUGCACAGGCGGCACGGGGAUGUACCUGUUCUUCCAAUGUUCCCCUGUCGAGAAGAACUGGCACACCUCCCUCGCCGGCGAGUGCAAGCCGCGCGAGAUCCAGACGGCGCUUUCUUUCCUCGUCGCAGCGGUCUCCAUCACGACAGACUGGAUCUUUGCCGUCCUGCCCUUCGCCCUCCUGUGGAAGCUACAAAUGGCACGUCGCGUCAAGGCAUCCGUCAUCGGCCUCCUCGGUCUGGGAUUCUUCGCCUCGAUUGCUCCCAUCGUCCGCCUGAAGUACCUCCUCCUGAUGAACGACAACACCCGCUUCCUCGAGGCUCUCGGCAUCAUCCUCGCCUGGGCCCAGGCCGAAGUCGGCAUCGGCAUGCUCGUCGCCAACCUGCCCGCCUGCCGCCCUUUGCUCGAGCGGACAUUCUCCAUCAUCACGGGCUCCCGUAGCGGCAGCAGCGGCGGCGGGGGUGGCCGCGGCAAGGCCGGCGGAAGCGGCGUGACGGGCGGGAAAUACGGCAUCUCCGGUAGUGGCCGUGCUGGUGGUGGAGGCGGCAGCGGCGUUGGCGGUGGUAGUGUGGCUGGGAGCGGGUACUUGGGCGAUGCGCACGGCAUGCCCUCGUCAAUGAAGAACAGCUACAUGGAGCUCGAGGAGCGAGACACCGGCGGGAAGAAGGGCCCGUUUAGAAGCCACAAACAUGCCGCCGGGAGGACGAGCCAGUACGGCACCGAAACCCGCGUGUAUGGUCGGGACAUGGCUGGCGACAGUAGCAGCGACAGCCUCGCGGACGACCAGAGUCAGAGGCACAUCAUCCCCAGUGGCGGUGGUGGUGGCGGAGUCAACACUGGCAACGGGGAUCAUCAUGCGAAGAAAGGCAGCAAGAAGCUUGGCAGUGUUAGUGGCGGCAUGGGGGCCAUUGUGGUCCAGCGCCAGGUCGAUGUGACAGGCAGUCCGGCACAGGAACACGCUGGUUUCCAUGGACAAUGA